GGACUUUCUCCUCAGCCCACGAACCGAGAACUCCCCGACUGCAGCUGCUUCGACGAGUUUCUUUCGGGUGGAAGGAAGGAGAAGCUGAAACAGCCCCGACAGCGAUGGAGACGGACAUACUGAAGCACAUCUGCGCCAAUCAAGGAGCAGUAGAUGCGAACGAUUUAAUGUUCAAUCUCUUCCCGGGCGAGUCCACGAACGAAGUCAUUAACAACCAGGAGAAGUUCCUUUUAUGUGACGCGGGUGGUCAGCAGAAAGUGGUGGCCAGGACCGGAGCGAAGCUGUGCAGAGCCAAAAGCUGUCCGGGCUCCUGCACCGGGCUGCACCUCUGCAGAAACUUCCUCUUCACCGGGUCGUGUCAGGGCCAGCAGGGAAGAGUCUGCCAUUUGACCCACAGUCUGUUGACCAGCCACAACCAACAGGUACUGAUGGAACAUGAGCUGGAGAGUCUGAGCAGAGCGGAGCUGUGUACGCUUCUGCUGCAGAACGACAACACACUCCUGCCUUCUAUAUGCCAUGACUAUAAUAACGGUGUUGGAGUGUUGGGUCGGUGUGAGAAAGCCUUUGCUUGUGACAGACUUCACAUAUGUGAGAAGUACUUGAGCCAAGACUGUUCCUGCAAUAAGACCCACGACUUUUAUGCUGCCCAGCCAUUAAAAAGUCUGUCUGCUAAAGGGGUGCCCGUCGCCCUCAUUCUCUCCUUGAGGUUCAUUUAUGCAAAUAAAGCGGCUUUGAGAUACUUUAACAAAAGAAACGACGGUAGUUCUGCAGACGCUGGAAGCAGAGAUUUGAAUUUAGACCAGAGGCAGCAGUACCGAGGGAGAGGUGGCUACCGGGGCAACAGAGGCAGGGGGGGACAUGUAGGAAACCCCCCGCCGCAGCAAUCAAUCCCUUCCCUUAUUGACAACUUUUCUUUCUUUGAUGAGUUCGCUCCGUACAAAGAUGGACUGAAUCUGCAGAAAGAACUUAACUCGUCCAACAGUGACGUCUCUUCUGUUGGCAACGACACAGAUGCUAAAAGCAACGGUGGUUUGACUUGGUACCGAGGGCGGGGGAGAGGUGGUAACAGAGGCAAGAGGGGUAACAGAGGCAAGAGGGGACGAGAAAGAAACCCUCCACAGCUGCGUUCGACCUCUUCCUUUACUGACGACUUUGAUGACUUGGAUCUGUACAGCGAAGACAGACCGACUGAAGGUGACGGUUGUGGGCAAGAAUGUGCUUCUGCCGACGUCUUCGUGGUUGGCGAUGACUACGACACGAGCAGCAACGGUGGUCAGAGCAGACAAUGGGCGAAUAAGCAAACUUCUGCCGUCAGAGGACGAGGAGCCAAACGAGGCAACAAUCAGCGGCUCCCUGGGACCCGUUCCACCAACAAUACUUCUGCUGCUGCCAGGGGUGGAGAUGAGCCGAAUAAAACCCAAAGGCUUAAAGAUAAAACUGAGAUAUGCAUGUACUUCAUUAAAGGAUACUGUAAGCACGACGAUCAAUGUUUCAAAGCUCACGACAAGAUGCCGUACAGAUGGCAGGUCCUGAUAGUUGAUCAGUGGACCAACAUGUCUAGAAAUGAGACGAUUGAGAAGGACUACUGCGACCCCAACAAAACAUCCAGUCACGGCACCUACCCACCUGUGCAUUUCGACACGAUGACCAGCGAAGGAAACAAAGUCAGGAGACUGUCGACGCUGAACUCUCUGGUUAAGCCGGACUUCAUCCAUACCACAGAGUGGCUCUGGUACUGGCAGGACGAUUCUGGAAAGUGGCAUCUGUUCGGCUCAGAUAGCGGCGGCCACAGAUCGUGUGAUCUCAACAGCACCACGUUGGAGCGGAAGUUCCUGGACAACAAGAAGGACGUGGUGGAGUUCACCGCCGGCUCCCAGUUCUACUCGCUCAGUUUUCAGGACAUGAUCCAAACAAAUCAACAAUACGGCACAAAGAGGCUCGUCAGCAGACGACCUCGGUUCGUCUCCUUUGAAGACACCAAGAAAGUGAGAAAGAUCCCAAAUUCCACCGUGGUGCCGGACUCCUGGGACAAGACCCAAAUCCCUCAAACGGGCUUCUUGAGAGUCGCCGUUCAGCGGACUUCAGAUGAAUUUAAAAAGGCUGAAGCUCUUUUCUCGUCAACUAUGAAAGGCUUUGAAAUCGUUGGGAUCGAGAGGAUUCAGAACAAAGCGCUCUGGGAAGGUUUUCAACUGCAGAAGAAAGUGAUGAAGGACAACAACGGCGGAGGAGACGUGACGGAAAAACAACUCUUUCAUGGGACCGACUCUAAAUACGUGGACGCCAUCUGUCGCGAGAACUUCGACUGGAGGAUCUGUGGGAUUCACGGGACCGUGUUUGGCAAAGGUAGUUACUUCGCCCGGGAUGCCUCAUACUCCAACUGUUAUACUGAUUCCACCGGUGUCAGAAACAUGUUCAUCGCACGGGUGCUGGUGGGAAGCUACACGAAAGGGAAGCCCGAAUACGUCCGGGCUCCACCCAAGGGUGGCGGAGACAUAAAGUCAUACGACAGCUGCGUGAACGACGUCACGGACCCCUCUGUCUUUGUCGUGUUUAAGGAUCACCAGAUUUAUCCCGAGUACCUGCUGCAGUACAAAACCGCUGACGUGACCAGUACGCCGGUGCAGAAACCAAAACCAAUUAUAAAACCAGUGCAACCACUGAUUACAAAAACCACCAUCUCGACUCAGUUCAACACUUAUCAACCCAGCACGUCAUCGUACCAGGCCAGUACGUCAUCGUAUCAACCCAGUACAUCAUCGUACAAACCCAGUACAUCCAGUACGUCAUUGUACAAACCCAGUACGUCAUCGUAUCAACCCAGCACAUUGGCAUAUCAGUCUAGCACGUCGUCGUACAACUCUAGCACAUCACCCAGUACUUUGUCCAGAUCCACUACGUCCUCUUCCCAGUACCAAACCAGGUCAAAUCCACAACUCACCAAAUCGUCUAAUUCAAGUUUGCCAAACAAACCAAAAAAAAAUUCUGACUCGUGCGUCAUAGUUUAA
This is a messenger RNA of Nematolebias whitei (Rio pearlfish), 3005 nucleotides long. Its product is annotated as protein mono-ADP-ribosyltransferase PARP12-like. The record is from RefSeq and is a predicted model, not a curated record. Gene Ontology annotation, molecular function: metal ion binding; NAD+ poly-ADP-ribosyltransferase activity. The transcript is spliced from 13 exons. The coding region runs from base 105 to 3005 and encodes 966 amino acids. Lineage: Eukaryota; Metazoa; Chordata; Actinopteri; Cyprinodontiformes; Rivulidae.